AUGCCGAGCUAUCGCAACAGCAACAAGCGAACUCUCGAAGAGGUCGCCAUGGCCGAGGAUCCUGACGACGAUGACUACGAUGACCACGCCCCGAGACCGUCAAGAACCCGUCCCAGCAAGUCUCGUCGAACAGGUCCCCCAGCGCGCAAGAAGCAGAAACGUGGGUACAGAGGCUCGGAUAUCGACACUGAUGGCGAAGAGGUUUCAUCUGACGAAGAGUCUUUCGAGGAUGAAGAGUCUGAGGAAGAAGAGGUUGAGACGAAUGAAAGAGGUCGACCCGUCCGCAAAAGUGUGAAGAAGACUGUAACAUAUGAAGAGUCGGAUGAGUCCGAGGACGAACUCACAAAGGAAUCGUCCAGCGAACCUGAGACUCCGCCGCCCAGAGGAACCAGCAAACAACUGAUUGUGACUCUAAAGACAACUCCCAUGGCGAAACGGGAGUCCACGCGCAACCGAAAUUACGGGGUGAAGCAGCCGUCGACUGCUGCCACAGACGCACCAGGGCUUCAUAGAAGAAGAAGCAGCCGUCUAUCGCAUGAUCCGGAAGAAAAUCUGGUUGCUCUGACUGAUUCGGGCCGCCACGCUCAAGUUAUCCGAGCAACCUCGCCGGGCCCAGACAGUUCAAGCGUCCCCGAGCGGGCAACCAGAGGCGGGAAGAGCUUGAAAUACCCAUCAAAGAGCACCAUUGAUGAAGAAUCACAAUCAGCAGCCCUGGGCGAGGAGGCAGAAGAAGGCGAGGAAGAGGCCGAGCUUGUAGGUGAAGAGGUGCUGGAAAUCAAAGCUUCGCAACAUGAGAUGCUUGAGAGUGAUGCUCAGGAUGCAGAGGAGGACGUUGAUCACGCCCCACCCAGAUUGCUGUCAGACAUUUACGAUCACGCUGAAGCUGAAAGUGACGGCGACGACGACUUUGCGGCAGAGCAGGCGCCUGCCACUCAAGAAGAGGCGCCAGCGAAGGAAGAUGCAGACGAGGAAGAGGAUGAGGACGAUGUGAUCCCUCGGAGACGACUGACUAGAGGCGCCUCUAAGAGACAGGCUGAGUCCCCUGCAUUUGAACCUGAACAAUCACCGAGGCGCACGCGUGGACGUGGCUUACGAAGUGGUGCAAAGCAAGCCGCAUCUCGCAGUCGUCGGCGCAAGGCACAGGAGGAAAGCAGCGACUUCGAUCCAGACGAAGAACAAGCUGCUCAAGACGAGCUGUCUAGCAGUAGCGGCUCUGAACUUUCACCUCAAAAGCCAGAUGAAGACGACAGUAGCAACAACGGACGUAGAUCGACCCGUCUUCGAAGCAAGGCAGCCUCGCGGCAGAGAUCAGAAGCAAGUGAUGCUGAUGAGCUUGCCGCAGAAGUUGAGGAGCUCAAACGAGACGAGAAGAAGAAACGGCGCGAACGAGAGGAAAUCGUUUUCGAGCCACGGCAGCGAAGAGGCGGCAAGAAGCCAAAUUACGACCUGCUUAGGAAUCUGGCCCCCAUCGAAGACGAGGAAGAGCCUGCGCCAUCUCCUUCGCAACGCCCACGGAGAGCAGCAGGCGGCGGAUGGCAGAGAAGUCUCUUCAAUACUUAUGGACCGUUUGGUGGAGGCGGAGGCGCUGCACCAGUCCUUGGAGAAGGCCCUCCUCGAGCUCAAGGCGACGUCGAUUCAGAUAGCAGUGACGACGAGGUCAUGAAGCGACCAAGACCUGUGGGCGGUACGGUUGGAAUGACGCCGACCACUGGCGGUGCCUUCAAUCUAUUUCCGCAAACACACAAUGCAGAUCCUGCGCAAGCAGCUGGCGGCACUCCGGCAAACUUGGGCAAGCUCAAAGACAAACAGGCGCUUGCAGACGCGGAUCCUUUGGGCGUUGACCAGAACGUAAACUUUGACAGCGUCGGUGGCCUUGCGGGUCACAUCGAUCAGUUGAAAGAAAUGGUGGCCCUGCCCCUUCUCUACCCAGAGAUCUUCUUGCGCUUCAAAAUCACCCCUCCUCGUGGUGUUUUGUUCCACGGCCCCCCUGGAACGGGUAAAACGUUGCUUGCCCGAGCUCUAGCCACCAGCGUAAGUUCUCAAGGGCGAAAAGUCACCUUUUACAUGCGGAAAGGUGCGGAUGCAUUGAGUAAAUGGGUGGGUGAAGCGGAAAGACAACUGCGGUUGCUCUUCGAAGAAGCUCGAAAGAACCAACCCAGUAUCAUUUUCUUCGAUGAGAUUGAUGGUCUUGCCCCAGUUCGGUCCAGCAAACAGGAGCAGAUUCAUGCAUCCAUUGUGUCCACUCUGCUGGCCUUGAUGGAUGGUAUGGAUGGAAGGGGUCAAGUCAUAGUCAUCGGAGCCACUAAUCGACCUGAUUCAAUCGAUCCUGCUCUCAGACGACCUGGGAGAUUCGACCGAGAGUUCUACUUCCCUCUACCGAACAUCGAUGGCCGAAGAGCCAUCAUUGAUAUUCAUACCAAGGGCUGGGAUCCUCCUCUACCUGGGGACAUCAAGGACGAGCUAGCUAAGUUGACAAAGGGCUACGGCGGUGCAGACCUUCGUGCACUAUGCACUGAAGCAGCUCUCAAUGCGGUCCAACGCCGGUAUCCACAAAUAUACAGCUCCUCAGAAAAGCUACUCAUUGACCCCAAGACAAUUGAAGUAACACCCAAGGAUUUCAUGAUUUCACUGAAGAAGAUGACGCCUUCUUCGGAACGGUCAACAUCCUCUGGGGCCUCUCCGCUGCCUCCUAAUGUCGAGCCACUUCUACGCAACCAGCUUGCAGAGAUUGAGAAACGCCUUACAGAUGCGCUGCCGCGAAAGAAGCCCCCUACCGCCUUGGAAGAAGCCCAAUACGAGGACGUCGCUGAUGGCCAUAGUUUUGGACGAGAAAAGAUGCAACAAGCGUUCGAGACUUCUCGAGUCUUUCGUCCACGCUUGCUCAUACAAGGCAAAAUUGGAAUGGGUCAACAAUAUCUUGCUGCUGCUAUUCUUCACCACUUCGAAGGUCUCCACGUGCAAGCAUUUGAUCUACCAACACUUCUGAGUGAUACGACCAGUUCAGCGGAAUCUACUCUGACCAGGCUCUUCUCCGAAGUCAAGAUGCACAAGCCAAGUGUGAUUUUCAUUCCAAACGUUCAGGAAUGGUGGGAUCGGGUCGGAGAAACUGUUCAUUCGAUCUUUCUAGGCCUUUUGAGGUCUGUCAAACCGACGGAUCCUGUAUUGCUGCUCGGCUACAUCGAAGGAAAUCCCGACGAGAUUGAUGAGGACAUGAGACGCCUCCUUUUUGGGUAUUCUCCCAAGAAUCAAUUUCAGUUGCAAGUUCCUAAUCGCGAUGAGCGAUAUGAGUUCUUCCGGGUCCUCAAGGACUACAUCAAGACUGCUCCCAAUGAGUUUCCUAAUCCAAAACAUCGCAAGAAGCGCGAACUCGAAAGAUUACCAGUGGCACCCGUGGAAGAAAAAAGACCGCCGCCAAUGUCCAAGGAGGAACUCAAGGCGCAGAAGAAGAAAGACCGACUUACUCUCAACAUGCUCAAGCUCCGUUUGCAGCCUAUCAUGGAUCAAAUUCGGACCAAGUACAAGAAAUUUCGGACUGGCGUGAUUGACGAAAGCCAGAUUCGCUAUCUCUACGACGAGGCUGACCCAGCUACUGUCACUUCUGAUCUGCAAACCGAAGUUUUAGCUCAUGCCUCUUACAGACCCUUUGAAAUCGGCAAGGACGCUCAUGGGGUGUUGGGUCUUGUGGACCAAGGCAAUGACAAUUUCUACUACAACCUUGAUUCGGUGACCAUCGAAAAGCGUCUAAGCAAUGGCUAUUACAAGCGCCCGAAGGAUUUUCUCGCCGACAUAAAGCGUCUGGCCAAAGACGCGAAGAUGAUUGGUGAUGAAGACCGAUUACUCAAGGCAAAUGAGCUUGUUGCCAACGUCGAGGUUGACAUUGCAGCCAUCGAGAUGGGCGAGCCUGCUUUGAAUGCUGAAUGUGAAAGAGUUUAUGAACGCGAACUCGCCCGUGAAAGGGAGGUGUUGGAGAAGGCCCAAGCAAUGAGCGAGCGGAACAAGGAAAUGCCUCCGCCUCAAAUCACCUCAAACGUGGCUCAUGGCAAUUCUGGGCCCUCUGUCACCACAGAAUCUACCGGCCCUGUUCUUCUGGGUGAGCCGAUGCAACGACGGCGUGAUUUUGCGCAACGACUGGCCCCUGUCACAGUAGAUGGCGCAGAAUCUGCUUCUGUGCUCACCAACGGCCUACAUCCCCAUGAUGAGCUCGCGCAUAGUGACUUCACAAAUGGUGCUCCGCAAGCAGAUGUCGAGGGUGAUACGCCAAUGGGCGGCGUCGAAUCUCACCCUGCAUCCAACGACAAGACCAAUGACACUCAGAGAACGCAUACAACGAGUUCAUAUGGUCAUCGUGAAUCCGCACAGCCCAGACCAUUACAUACGUGGACAGCACCUUCGCAACAACUACUCAAGGAAUCGGGAAUCUCAGCACCACGAUCCCAGACAGGCCCGUUCACCCCCUUGCCUCACGGCAGCCAGGCUGCUGAUCUCCAGAACGACGCGAGCACAACAGAGACUCCAACCGAGAAGAAGACAUCUUCUGGUGACCUCGACCAUGAAACGGGACCCAACCUGUACGAGUAUCCCGAGGCUCGAUCUGCAGCAGGCAGCCAGAUCCCUUCCACCCAAGGUACGCGCAAUCGUUUGAAUGGACCCCUCUCGAGAGUGACUUCUUCCCCCUUUACCCGCGUUUUUAAUGUCGCAGCUCCCGUUGCGUUGGCUUCCAAUUACCCACUUCCUUUCACGCCCAAGUCUAUCCCUGACUCUGGAUCAUUUGACUUGAUGACAACGCGUGUUUUCUUCACUGAGCUAAUCAAUUCCGGUUGCGUAGGAAAUGUGCCCGCUUCUCAAGAUUUCGUUGACACACUCGCCGGUGCUACCCAUAUCCGACCUCCGUCGUCCCCUCCACACGGCCAAGGUCAGGGCCAGGGCAAUGGUCAUGGGCCCUCUUCACAGCCACCGGUCCCGCAGUUCAACGAGCAGCGACGACCGUCACAAUCAAAUGGGCCUGUUGGUAUACAAGGGCUCCUAAACCCUUCAGAGUCGUCGCAGACACCGACCACCACCGUGACGACGCCAACAACACGAGCAAACCUCGUGCAGGUCGAGGAGCGGAUAUUGGACAAUUUCAUCGCCGAAAUCACCGACAGAUCUACCAAACUCUCAGUAGAGCAAUUGGAGCAAGUGAACUCUGUGCUUAUGGAUACCUUAUGGGUGACUCGAGACGAUUGGGAUCGUGGAAGGGUUUUGCAACAAAUGGCCGAGAAUUUCAAUCUGGUCCUGGACGACAUGAGGAAGGCAGGACAGGAACUACCCGAGUCCGGGAGCUGGGGGAGAAAGGAGUGA
Molecule: messenger RNA, 5340 nt
Organism: Exophiala spinifera
Lineage: Eukaryota; Fungi; Ascomycota; Eurotiomycetes; Chaetothyriales; Herpotrichiellaceae
Exons: 1
Coding region: 1-5340 (1779 amino acids)
Biological process (GO): positive regulation of transcription by RNA polymerase II
Cellular component (GO): nucleus
Molecular function (GO): ATP hydrolysis activity; chromatin binding; ATP binding
Source: RefSeq, a predicted model, not a curated record